CCAAAUACCAGUUUUUCAAGCACCGAUUUAAUGGAGAUUUAGAAAAGUGAAACUUAUCAAAUCUAUAAAAAUUAAAAAAAAAAAAGAAAAGGAACAGCGGUUUUGUUUAUUUGGCAGUAAUAAUCUUGGAAUAACAUUAAAACAAUAAACAAUAAACUCUAAAGAUAAAAAAAAUUAUUGCCUUUCCUAGUAGUAGUCAGUAAACAAAGAGGAAAAAACCAAAUACAGGCAAAGCGAAAAGUCAACAAGGGCAAGCUCUUGCCUUUUAAUGUGAAUCAAAGAAUUAGGCAAUUCAAGUCUUAUACAGCUGUGGCUUUUUGUUUUCUUAAGUUUCUUGGGAAUUGGGUGUUUUGGUGGAUCGGUUGAGGAAUACUUGGAAAAAAAAGUUUGCUUUCUUUUAGAUGUUGAGUGCUAGCAAAAGGAGGUGAGAAGUCUGGAGACGGUUGAAUUAUAUGGAUAACCUAUGUUGCUUCAACUCUGUUUAUUCUCAGGUUGUUGGAGGACGUUCUUCAUGUAGCUCUGGAAAGGGCAGAAGCCAGCAAGGCCCUGUCAAGUAUGGCUUCACCCUAGUUAAAGGAAAAGCAAAUCAUCCAAUGGAGGAUUAUCAUGUUGCAAAGUUUGCUCAACUUCAAGGACAUGAACUUGGACUUUUUGCUAUAUAUGAUGGCCAUCUGGGAGAUAGUGUACCUGCCUAUUUGCAAAAGCAUUUGUUUUCCAAUAUCUUAAAGGAUGAGGAGUUUUGGACUGAUCCAAUCAGGUCCAUCUCAAAAGCUUAUGAGAAGACAGACCAGGCAAUUCUCUCACACAAUCCUGACUUGGGACGAGGGGGAUCCACUGCUGUCACUGCAAUUUUGAUAGAUGGGCGCAAAUUAUGGGUAGCCAAUAUUGGAGAUUCACGUGCUGUUCUCUCAAAGAAAGGGCAAGCCAUACAGAUGAGUAUUGAUCAUGAGCCCAACACAGAGCGGGGAAGCAUUGAGAACAGAGGUGGCUUUGUCUCAAACAUGCCAGGUUAUUUGACAAGAGAUGUUGCAAGAGUAAAUGGUCAACUUGCUGUUUCUCGUGCUUUUGGAGACAAGAACCUUAAAUCACACCUCCGGUCUGAUCCUGACAUACAAAAUGCUGAUAUUGCCUCGGAUACUGAACUUCUCAUCCUUGCAAGUGAUGGACUAUGGAAGGUCAUGUCCAAUCAAGAAGCAGUUGAUAUUGCAAAAAAGACCAAGAACCCGCAGAGGGCAGCUAAACAGCUAGUGGUGGAGGCAUUGAACAGGGAGAGUAAGGAUGAUAUCUCCUGUAUUGUAGUUCGUUUCAAGGGGUAAAUGUAGACUGAAUGCUACGGAAGAACAGUUCCUCAAUUGCAUAAGGUACGAAUCAAUGUGCAAACACCAUGUAGCAAUCUCAUGAAAUGCAUCAUGGUGAAAAUGUGUAAAAUUAGAAGUUGUAGCACUUAGGGUCGUGCGGCUUGAUAUUUGCUUGAUUUCUUCAAUUUGUAGAUUCGUUCCAUCAUUUUUCUGUAUAAUUUGAAUUGCAGCUCCGAAGCCAUUGAGAUUACCUGGAUUUCUAUAGAACUGUAUGGCUGCAUGCAGUCACUGUAGUAGCAAAAUAUUAAGUAUAUUAUUUGGUUGAAAAAGCUACAACCUGUUGGACCAGCUUCUUCUCUUUGGGUUAUUAAUAAUAUGAAAAAGAAAAUGGGUCUUUAAAUUCUCUCUACAAGCUUGGUAUGCGA
This is a messenger RNA of Durio zibethinus, 1723 nucleotides long. Its product is annotated as putative protein phosphatase 2C 9. Gene Ontology annotation, biological process: protein dephosphorylation. Gene Ontology annotation, molecular function: protein serine/threonine phosphatase activity. NCBI's taxonomy places the organism in Eukaryota, Viridiplantae, Streptophyta, Magnoliopsida, Malvales, Malvaceae. The record is from RefSeq and is a predicted model, not a curated record.